Messenger RNA from Labrus bergylta (ballan wrasse), 480 nucleotides. Its product is annotated as dispanin subfamily A member 2b-like. Gene Ontology annotation, cellular component: plasma membrane. Lineage: Eukaryota; Metazoa; Chordata; Actinopteri; Labriformes; Labridae. The record is from RefSeq and is a predicted model, not a curated record.
UCAGGUUGAAAAGCAGCCUGUGCUGUGCUUACCCUCAAAGGAGCACACCAACACUCACAGCGACACGAUCAUAGUGUGUGUACACCCUCCUGCAGCCUGCACUCCAAACCUACAGAUAAGACGACUGAGAUGAAUCCUGAAGGUGUUCCACUGCAGGGAAGAGGAUAUGAAGGAUAUCCAGGAUAUCCAGGAUAUCCAGGACAGCCUGGAUAUCCAGGACAGCCUGGAUAUCCAGGACAGCCUGGAUAUCCAGGACAGCCUACAGUGCUUCAGUCCACCACUGUGAACAUCGUCACUGAGCCCCCCAAAGACUACAUCAUCUGGUCCCUCUUCUCCUUCGUCUACUCAAACCCUUUCUGCCUCGGACUGGUGGCUCUCAUCUACUCCAUCAAGUCCAGAGAUCGGAAGAUGGUUGGUGAUCUGGAGGGGCUCGACAUUAUGGAGGAACCGCCCGACCUUCAACAUUAUAUCUUCUGUUUU